Molecule: messenger RNA, 4348 nt
Organism: Rhincodon typus (whale shark)
Lineage: Eukaryota; Metazoa; Chordata; Chondrichthyes; Orectolobiformes; Rhincodontidae
Exons: 8
Coding region: 951-4295 (1114 amino acids)
Biological process (GO): cell adhesion
Molecular function (GO): hyaluronic acid binding
Source: RefSeq, a predicted model, not a curated record
UGUCUCGGAUUCUCCAGCAUCUGCAGUUCCUACUAUCACUGGCUGGAAGUUUCUGACUUUACUAAAAGAAUGAAGAGAUAGAUCUGCGCUGAUACAGCAGAGAGAUCACACUGCAGCUCCCACACACACACACACACAUAUAUAUAUAUAUUCAAUUACCAAGACUUUCAAAACUAACAGCUACCAUGUAGGUAUGUAACGUAACAGAUUGUGAUGGUCAGGGCGAGAGAAAGUCAGCCGCCAGCUACAAGCGGCUUCACAAAGCAGAGGAAACGCGGUUGAACAUUGAGCUGGCUGCCGGGGUCCCAGGCUACCGCUGGCCCAUUCUCCACUCGCCAUUCACCGACGCUGCAGGCCAUAUGUGCCGCUGGGGCUGCACUGAAGUCAACACGGUCUAUAUGUGUCGAUGGUGUGGGACCCGUUACUGUAAGGAAUGUGGUAGGGGAGAUUUUAUUGGCACCAUGUCAUCACCAGAUAAAUGCCAAGUAUGCUUCCAGUGGAAAUGCCAGGGCCAGCUGGUUGAAGUUGGACCAAAAGUUAACACAUCCGGCAAAGAAAAGGAAAAGAGCACGGAAAAAUCAAAGAACGAAAGUCCUCCUUCCAAAAAGAAAUCAGCAAAAAAGAAAUCAGCAAAAAAGAAAAAAAAAUAGAAGAUAAAGGGAAACAAGUACGUAGCAAAAUUAAAGAAGAAUGGAAAUCUCAGAGUGAAAAAGUUACAACAGAACAAAAGUCCAGUUAAAACCUCAAGUGGCAGGACUGCAAGUUUUGCUCAGCGUUGUUGCACGUGAUGUCGGAUGCCUCCAUUCUUUGAAAGGAGUACGGUGAACAAGAUACUUGUUGACCCACUGAGUGCUACCAGCAUUUUCUGGAAACCAAACAACAAAUAGAAACGCAACCCUUUUUUGGAAUGGAAAACACUGGAUAAACAAGACAUUGAAAUUGCCAAGAAAAUGUUCUUUAAUGCGGCCGUCCUGGUGCUGCUGUUGGUCGUUUGCUGCGUUUCCUCGCUGGGACUGAACUGUGCUUUCUACCUGAACAGGAGUCUAAGUGGUGUUUUUCAUUAUGAUCAGAGAAUUCGAUAUUCACUUACUUUCACUGCUGCUAAACUCGCUUGUGAGCAGCACUUUGGUGCUGUAAUGGCAACAAGGGAGCAGCUUUACACUGCCUACCUUGCUGGACUAGAAGAAUGCAGAGCAGGUUGGAUUUUGUCAGGAGAAGUUGUAUAUCCAAGAAUACACAGAAACUGGAAUUGUGGCCAAAAUAGAGUCGGCAUUAUUUCAUACGGAGUUAGGAAGAACCUUUCGGAAAAAUGGGAUGUGUAUUGCUAUAAACCUGGUGAUGACUGUUCUGCUUAUAGUAAGUCACUACAAUUGGAAGAUGAUACUUCUGACAGCAAAUCAGUGAAUCUGUUAUUGGGAUCAAUAAUGCCUUCUUCUUGGAAUAAUGUUUCCAAGAAACAAGAAAUUGCUAAAGCAGAUCUGACCCAGAUUCAAAAUAAAACAAAUCAGUUCCCUAAUGUGGCAAUACCAAGCUUUCAUAACAAACAGACUAAAGACCUACAUGACACAGAAACUUUAACAUCAGCUAAUGUCACUUUAGUAGAAACCUCAACAGCUUCAUCAAUCAAUGGUUCAGAAAAGAACAACUUUAAGGAAUUGAUGAAACCAUUUUUAACUGAGAACUUUAUUAAAAGUUCAGAUAAUAAAUAUUCGCCGCAAGUGGAACAAAGAGAUAAAAUUAUUGCAGCUUCUCAAUUAAGUGUAAAUUGGUCCAAGUUUGAAAUAAUGAACAACUUGACAAAUGAGACCAAAAAAGAAUACUAUUCAGAAAUGACAACCAGUUCAAUCACUACUUCCUCUAAAAUAAAUGCAGUGAGAUUGCAACUUCAGAAUGUGACUGUCGAUAAACCUGAAAGCUCAAAAAGAGAUGAUGAUUUGGGAUAUAACAACUUUAAAACCCCUCAAGUUUCGCUUAGUCAUAAAAGUAGCCCUGAUAGAAGAGGUGUUCUGUCCAUGAAUACAUCAUAUCAACAUGAAAUCACAACUAUCAGGCACCAACCUCUUAAACAAGUUAAACAAGUUAAUAAAGUUACUGUGACAGAAACAGAUCUAGAAAGUCUUGAUAUUUCAAACGAAUUUCAAAACAAUACUCAAUCAGAAUUAACAAAUUUGUUGUUACUCACACAUUAUAACAAAUCCUUAUUUGAAGGUGAACAAGGUGGUUUGAAUGAACUGACAUCCACAGAAUUUUCUCAACAAGUAUUAAAACAUUCUUCUUCAGUUUAUGAAGAUCAACAAGAGUCUGUGGAGAUUAAUAUCUCCACAGUGACUCCUGAAUCUCCUAAAUAUGUGAUUACAAGUAAAACUCUGCAGCCAAACAAUCAUUUGGUGACAGAAAAGCAAAAGUUUUCAUCUCAAGAAUUAUCAGUAACAACAGUCUCAAUAGAAGCUGAUGACAAGUUAAGAAGGCCAGUGACAAAUACAUUUGAAACUGAGACAUUUCCAUUUGUCACAAGUACUAUAGCACCAGGACUACCCUUAGAAGAGGCUAUUAUUGACACAAAGGAUUCACAUCGUCAAUCCAUCUCAAAACACAAUGGAAACUCAUUGAAUACAUUAGGAGAGUCCUUUUCAUCAUAUUUGGAGGGGAAAAAUGAAUAUAUUGAUGCAAUUAACAGUACACAUUCACUGGUGAACCUGAAGAAGGUUGUUAUGGAAAUGGGGAAAAGUGAUAAAUCAAAUUUACCCUUCCAAUUACAGGGAAAUUUUAAAGAAGGGGAAGUAGAUCUACUAGACACAGUUAAUACAAAAGGGGAAAAAGUUUUGGAAAAUGUUGUUAAGGAUAGCACAGUCCACCAACUGGCACCCACUAUGCAUCCGUCAGCUUCACAAAAUAUUGUGCCGAAAUUGGACAGUACUGCAUUGUCAGGGGUGACCACUAAUGAAGAUAAUUUUCAUCCUAUCACACUUAAAGUAGAAGGCAUUUCAUAUCCUACAGAAAAGAAACAGAACCACCAAAUUGAUUUAACUGGAGAUGAAACGACCUUUUCAGGAACAAAAAGUACUUAUGAGGCGAUGAUGAAACAUCUGCAGAUAUAUGGUAUAGCUCUUCCACAAAAUGUGGACAAAAAAAUGCAGCUGGUUACAUCUAGUCAGGAUGUAACAGAUUUUCCAGGGGCAUCCAGUACAAGCACACAUGUAGAUCCUAUCACAUUCAAAACACAAGACUUUUCACAAGCAGCAGUGUCCAGCAUAAACCAACCAGGAAAUGUCAAUGUAAAAUCAAACCUGUUUGUAAAUAAUGAUAAAGAAGAAUCAUUUAGAUCCAGAAUGAAUGAUGGGAUUAAGCUACAUACACCAGUUACAGACAAUUCAGAAUCACGAGCAACAGUGACUACAGAAAGAAAUGUAUAUGUAGAUGAAACCAGCGAAAUAAAUAUGUUCCAACCAAUUGCUUACAGUACAGAUCGCACAUUUGAACCGUUGCUAACUGUAGAUAGUUCGCUCUUGUUCAGAAUAAGUACAUCCUUAGAUCAACUUCAGCACUCCACAGACAGUGAAAGGAUGGAAUUCACCACAUUCAUUGGAGAAAGAACAUUUCAACCAACCAAAUCCAGUGGAGAUGCAAGAACAAGUCAGAAGAAUCUGGCCUAUGAGAAAGAAAGCCUAAACAAAGAUAAUCUUCUUCAGACACUCAUUCGCUCCCCAGGUGAUAUACCACAAUCCAUCACUUCUAAUGCAAAAGAUAAAACUCCUGUAAGUGUAACGAACACUAAGAAUUAUUUACACAUGACCAGAAAAGAUGGCAAAGUUCAGCCUGUCAUCGACAAAGAUACCAGUACACUCCAAGUAGCUACAACUAUCACUGAUAUCUUGGACCCAUCACUUGGUCUUAGUAAAAAGAGUGCGGUGCAGCAGAAUUCCUCUGAAAAUGUUCAAGAAGCCAUUGCACACGCAUUUACUGGAGUAUAUGGAGAUCAGGUUGUCAAAGGCACAGAAGGGGCACCAUUACCAAAAGAAGAAACUGGUCGAUACUAUGCAUCACUUUUAACUGAUGGAAAGACCCUUCCCUCAUUCCGUAGAAAAAGUGUUGCCAACAUCACAGACGUUGCCACUGAUGUUUUGUCCUUAGCUGCUUCAUCUAUAAGUCCUGUUACUAUGCAAACGCCUACAGUGCAUUCGCCAUUAAAUCUUGAAGACUUGUCCAUAUCAGCUUUUCCUGUCAUUAUCACAGAAAUACCACCAAGGGGAGAUAAUGUACAUUCAUCUACUUCUUCAUUUUUAAAUCCAGACUGAAGGAAGAUUUCAGACACCACACUAUCCACAAUCCUACCCGAGUGACAUGGACU